AAAGACAUCUGACCUGCUCUCAGCAGUAGCACACACUGCAAACAAACAUGAGGACAGCAACGUUGAUCCUGUUUUGUGUCACAGUCUUCGGAGCUGGACUUGCUCAGUCCCCUGGUGGAAGAUCUGAGAAAUGUCUAUGCAGAGGGAAACUAAUGCAGUCUGUGAGGAUAAAACGCAUCCAAAAGUUAGAGGUGUACCCAAAUACUGUCUUCUGUGCAAAGACAGAACUGAUUGCCACAAUGAAGAAUGGUAAGAAAAAGUGUCUGAACCCAGAGGGCAAACUAGGAAAAAGAUUCCUGAUGAGAAAAAGACUGGAGGUGCAACAGAAGCGAAAAGCAGGACUGGGAAGGAAGAACAAAAAUAAUUCUAAUCCCUGAGUUGGUACAGAAUUAGAAAAUAGAUUAAAGCCUCACACCUACAAGUGUGCAUUGGUCAAGCUGGAGACAGUCACUGCAGCCUGUCUGGAGGUGUUUCCUUCCCGGAGGAGGUGGUUCCUUCCUGGAAUAGGUUCAUAGUAGACAAUGUGUCCAUGCAUUCCAUUCCCAUGUCAACAGGAGAACGGACAAGAUGUUG
Molecule: messenger RNA, 573 nt
Organism: Oncorhynchus kisutch (coho salmon)
Lineage: Eukaryota; Metazoa; Chordata; Actinopteri; Salmoniformes; Salmonidae
Product: permeability factor 2
Exons: 4
Coding region: 48-377 (109 amino acids)
Biological process (GO): chemotaxis; immune response; defense response
Cellular component (GO): extracellular region
Molecular function (GO): chemokine activity
Source: RefSeq, a predicted model, not a curated record